Messenger RNA from Hyalella azteca, 1255 nucleotides. It is a transcript of the gene mRpS31, whose product is annotated as 28S ribosomal protein S31, mitochondrial. Gene Ontology annotation, cellular component: mitochondrial small ribosomal subunit. NCBI's taxonomy places the organism in Eukaryota, Metazoa, Arthropoda, Malacostraca, Amphipoda, Hyalellidae. The record is from RefSeq and is a predicted model, not a curated record. Gene Ontology annotation, molecular function: structural constituent of ribosome. The transcript has 8 exons. Bases 90 to 1172 code for a protein of 360 amino acids.
UAUUUGUUGACAGAAAUUGAGUUGUAAUUACCGGCGACGGUGGUCAGUCUAACGAAUUCCGAAACCUUUCGUAUUUCUUAGUAUGUGCAAUGCUUAGAAAUAUUAAUUUAUUCAGACGGAGAUGUCCUCUGUGUCAAGUGCAACAUCUCGAAUGCAGUUCUAAUAGAAAUGGGGAUUCUUUACCAGAUGCAACAACAACCAAGUCUAAAGAUUCAAACACGUCAGGAGGCCAAGAUCAUGAAAAAGUCUGUCCUGAGUCUCCUAAGACUGAGAAGAAAAUUGCAACUAAAAAUGAAGUACAGGCAAAGCUAGCUAAUCUUCUAUCAAAUUUUACUGUUGAAUUACAACCAGCUGCUAGAUCUUCUAGCAAUUUGAAGUUGGCAAGUGAUGAGUUGCGUCAGCUACGAGUUCGAGCCCCUCUCACCAAACCUCAACAGAAACUCAAAGAGGAAUUUGAAGCUGUUGGACCCAAGAUGGCUGAAGCCAUACGGUCAGUGGCAGAAAAGGUUGGAGGGGAGGAGACAGAGUCGGAGCUGCUAGACAGCUUGAAGCGUGUCACGGCUAAGCCUUCCCCACCCUCUCCAGAGGCUGUCCUUGGUCUGAGAUCGGUCCUCUCAGGCUUGUCUGUCGAGAAGAGAGUUAGUCGUCACACCAGAACCAAGAGGUUUAACGAGUCACUCGCCACAACGGAUCUGCACAGCGCAGAACCUCUGAAAAUUUUUUCUCCUGCGGACAUGUCACAAGAGCCUGAGACUGCGGCGCCGCUGCUGCCCACGUGGGAGGCGCAGGUGGCGAGGGAACUCAAGCUCUGCAUUGCCAGGCCUCCUGACUCCCACUUUCAGGAGCUCAUGCAGUGGACGGAACAGGGCAAGAUAUGGCAAUUCCCAGUCAACAAUGAGUUCGGCAUGGAGGCAGAAGAAGGCAGAACUGGGUUCCAGGAUCACAUAUUCCUGGAGCGCCACCUGUCCCCAUGGUGCCCCAAGAAGGGUCCUAUUGCGCAUUUCAUGGAGCUCGUGUGCGUAGGGCUCAGCAUGAACCCAUACGUCUCGGCCCAACGCAAGAAGGAAACCAUUCUAUGGUACAGGGAUUACUUUGCUUCCAAGGAGAAACUGCUUACGGAAAUUGGCGCGAUCCCUGCCGACCAUUCAAUGAGUAAAGAAGCAAAUGCUUGAAGUUUGAAGAGAUUCUCGUCAAUCUAUCAUUCUCGUAACCCAGUUUCGAGUUGUAAUAUUUCAUGUAUAAGCUGUGCAUUACA